AACACUGAAGUAUUGUUAAAUAUCCGCUUAAUUCAAUAGAAAAAUUUCAUUAGUUUGUCAUACCGUCACGAGGCCUUGCAUCGAUAACGUGUCAAGAAAGUGAUCGAAACCCCGGACGUCUAUUCCAAAAUCCAAACGAUGAAUUCAAUUCGGAAAAAUGACAAAAUUCUCCUCACGUACUACGUCAAUCCUCACCAUUUCUACUUUAAAUACAAAGAAGAUGCGCUAGGCGAGGAAAAAUUGGCGGAGGUAAAUAAGGAAAUCGAACAUUAUGUCAACCGACAUAUUGAAAAUCGCCAUUGGCAAAAUUAUUCGCCCCAAAUUGGGGAAAUUGUUCUGUGCCACUACAUAUCGGACUGUGUCUACAAGUGGAUCAGAGGACGAGUUGAUUUCAAACUCCAAUAUAACAAGGAGAUGUUCAUCUUAUGGGCUAUCGAUUACGGAUUUCCCAUCGAAACCGACGGUCGACUAAUACGUCCAAUUGAAGCGGAUGAGCUAAGAGUUGUCUACGAGGGAUUGAUAUUCAAAGGAGGCCUUUUCGAAAUCGUACCGUCCAUUAUGGAGUAUAAUUUCAUGAAGGCGGCAGAAGAGCCACGUAAGACGAAAAAGUGGAGUUCGAGAGCUGUGCAAAUGGUUGAGAAGUAUCUGCACCAAGCGGAUGAUUUAACCUUCAAAUGCCGAGCCUAUUACGAGGACCACUUUUUCGGAUCCUUGAUCAUUCAAUCCUUGGUGGUUGCAGAAUUUUUGAAGAGUUCCAAGGAAGGUGUCAACAGCGACAACUUUAUGAAAGAGUUUUCUGAACUGGACGACCAACCAUACUGGCAACGGCAACAAGAUAACGCUCUAUAUAAAAUUUAUGAGAACAACUCUGAUUUUUACGGAUCCGAAGACGUUACAACUACGUGGGUGACCAGCGAUGACCUGUUGAGUAAAUGCGACAACCUGACUGACAUGCCAAAAUUGUGCGAAAGUACUAACAAGAACACCACUACACCAGACGACACUUUGAUCGAGUUAUGUCAUCAGUUUAGCGAUUCCAAGUUAUCGCAAAGUUGCAGAAAUUCAACGUUUUCGUAUAGAACGUCGGUUGCAUCGACCAUCGCUACCAAAACUACUCAGCCGAAUGUAACCGAUACCAAGGCAACUAUCAGUGCAGUUCCAUUGAAAAACCGAUUGGCUGUGGCUCAGCAAAAGAUGAUUGAGCAAGGUAUAAUGACAGAGCAAAAGACCGCCCGAGUCGCCGAAACAGAGAAAAAAGUGUUGAAAAUGACUUUUCCUGCAGGAUUCAUUGUCGACAAUAAGGCUAUUGAAGAGAAGUAUAAAGAGCAUCGUGAUAAUGACAUGAAGAGAUUUGAUUCGACAAAAAAGAGAAACAAAUCUCGUUUUGACAAAGCAAAAGAAAUGGAGGAGUGCUUCUCAGUCAAUCGAGCGGAUCGUCUUCUAGUUCACAACCAUGGAAACAUUCCCUGUAUGCGCAUUAGCAAUAUUCAUGAAGCCGAUUUCCCCCCACAGAUACACGAUGGACUUAAAGCUUUAAACAUCCAGCAGAUCUUUCGAAUACAAACAGUUGGCUGGCCCGGCUUAAUGGGAGGUAAUUCAAUGAUUUUCGUCAACAACGCUCUAACGGGAAAAACGUGGACGUAUCUUCCAGCGAUAUGUGGGUUGAUAAUCCAACGAAUCCAGGACAACACCGUGGUCGGCGGCUGUGGACCUUUAGCAAUAAUAGCAUGCGCAUCAACGCAGGAAGUUAAUGAGACAACAAACCGUAUUGGACAAUUGCUACGAUUUGCUUCUCGGAUUCGAUGUUUCAAAGCAUUCGGAUUCACUGAUCAAGCGAAUGCUGUGUGUAAUCUAUUAAAUGGAGCCGAAAUUCUGGUUACGACGGUUCCAUGUCUUCAUCGCCUCAUGGUAAACGAAAUGAACUUGUUCACGAAGGAAAGGAUCAUCAGUUUGGUUUUCGAUAAUAUUGACCUGGCUUACGAACGGUUCAGUCGACAGAUUCACGAAAUUCAUAAAGCUUUGUGCGCCUCAACAAGUCAUGUACAGCUGAUAAUCACUUCGAGAACGUGGCAUAAAGUAUUGGCCAAUUUUUACGAAGAAUCCAGUCGUGUUACUCUUUGCAUUGGAUCGUACAUUGAGGCCGUAGUGUAUGGAAGGACAAAGAUGACAAUAGAAUUGUUGGGUCACAAAUUUAAAAUUGAUAAAUUGAUUUCUCACAUCAACGACAUAGAUUACAGCUUUGAGCUUACCAUUGUUUUAUGCAACACAUCUGCAGAAGUCGAGGAGUUGGUGAGCGAACUGAAAUCUAUGUCCAUAAAAAUCUGGUACUACCAUGACGAGUCAGAUUCAUUCGAAAUUGGUGCAAUCAAAAGACAAAUACUCAACUGUAAGCCUGGUCUCUUCAAACUCUUGAUCUGUACGGAUGAAGUCCUGCACGACAUUGAUAUUCGUUGUGCAAAGCACAUUGUUCAUUUCACAUUGCCAGAAACGUGGACAAUAUUCGGUUUUCGAUUUUCGACUUUGUUUAACCAUCAUCACAAUUUGCUUGAGAGAAAGAGUGGCCAAACAAUAACGACAUCAGUGGUGUUCUUGGACGAGAACAAUAACAAUGAAUUGCCACGGUUAGUUGAUUUCAUGCAAGUGCGUGGUAACUGUAACAUACCAGAUCAUGUGCUACGAUUAGCGGAGUCCAUCCGCAUCGAGAAUGCGUUAAACAUCUACCAACCAUUUUGCAAUGAUCUCGCAACGAUUGGUAGCUGUUAUGGCCAAUUCACUUGCCGCCAUCGACACAUACUUACCAAAUUCGAUGGAUCCAGAAGCGACAUUCCGCAGAAUGGUUUUGUGAAAUUCGACAUUAUUGCUGUUCGUUCACCGGUGCAUUAUACAGUACGUUUGUUGGAACAUCGCCUUUCGAGAGACGUUACCUGGACUCGACUCAAUUCAACAGCUGACUUUUUAUCGUUUAACAUGGAAAUGAUGAUGUUCUUCAAGGAUGAUACAAACCGGACCAUGCAUUUCCCAAUUGCCUUAGGCGACUUGUGUGCGGUUUGUGUAGGGGUGGAUGGUGAAAACCUCUACGAGCGUGGAAAAAUUAUUAAGAUUGAAGAAAAGAAAUACUUAACAGUGACGACUCAGCACUGGGUGGAGGUUUUAUUAAUUGAUAGCAACGAACGCAUGUCAUGCUACAGCACUUCCUUAAUGACAUUGCCGGAUAAAUUUAAAAACUUUCCUCAUCAGGCUGUUGAUAUUCGAAUAGCCAAUAUCGUACCACGAGACUUUGACAACGAAUGGGAUUCUAGUAUUCUGGAGCUGGUGAAGAAGUGGAUUGGAAACGAAAAUAAGCUUCAGAAUCACCAUUACUGCCAAGGAUUCGUUAAACUCUCAAUUAUGAACACCCUCUGGGUAGACUCAGUUGAUAUGAUUGAAGUUUUACAGUCAAUCGACGAGGAAGUGAAGACGACAUCGAUCAAGAGAAAUUUAUUGAACAAAAAUUUCUGUGUUCGGGAUUCAAAACCUCUGGAAUUAUUGACAAUUCUUGCGAAAAAUGCCGGUUUGCUCAAAGAAGAAAACCCAGAUACUGUCGGCCUCACUGCACCAACAGAGAUCGUUGAUCGUAGAGCAACGAAAGAGGAGUUGAUUUUCAAUAAACCAGACGACGACAAUUACGACCUUGAUGAAUCUAACCCAUCGCUACUGAACUGGUCAACAUCUAGUGGUGACGAUGAUGAUGCUCCUUCUGUUCCAGUUCUUGAAAAUCAAACAGAUUCGGCCGUCUCAGACGCUGAUGAAGAAGAUUUGUUACUUUCGAGCCAAGAUAAAUGGGCGGAACUGCCGGUAAAACAGUUCCAUAAGGUCUUUUUGGGCAAUUUUUAUCAUCCGAAUCGGAUGUACAUCCGAAACAGUUUUUAUGAGACGAGGUUCGUUGAACUGACCCAACGUAUCGAAAAAUUCACUGGACUUCCGGAGAAUUUAGUUCCAUUAUCUAAAGUUGCAUUGGCUGUGAACUGCUUGGCCAAAGUAGGCAGUCAAUACAUGCGAGCAAAGCUAAUGAAACUCUUUCACCAACCAGAUGGCAUCACCGCAGAAGUUUUAUUUGUUGAUUUCGGAGAUUUUGUUAUUUUGCCAACGGAGGAGUUAAUUGAAAUUCCAGAAAAAUUCGUCACAGCAUUACCAUUCCAGGCAAUUUUUUGCAUUCUGAUUGGUAUUCGUCCUAUCGAUUCACCGAAAUGGUGCGACAAUAUUUGUGAUACCAUAUACGACGACCUUUUGAUGAAACAAUCACACUUCUAUGCUCGAUCCAUGCAACUUGGAGGUCCCGACAAAUAUGCGUAUGGACUAAAAUCGCGAUCGUACCAAGUGGUUCUAUUCGAUGAAACGGGCCAUUUUAACAUCAACAAUUGGAUUGUGUCGAGCAAUUAUGGAGAACCGAAUCCGGAUACUAAACAUUUCGUCGAUGUUGAAUUCGAUAGAAAUGUGCUGCCGCCGCUGAACAGUGAAAGUUCGAACGAAUUUGACUGCAAGGAAAGUGAUAACGACGAGCUCAUCGAUGACUACAAUGACGAAGAUCAUUUCGAUAUACAAUUUGACGAUGAUGAGAUAAUGAAUAUGCUCCAAGCAAACGGAAUUCCGUUUACUAAACGAACGGAACAACUUCCUGCAGAAAUCAAAGAAAUUCAGGAAAAUGAAAAAACGGAAGUUUCGGUAGCCGACAAAUCGAACGGAACAGUGAAUUUUCCAGUCAAAAUCAAUACCGGACUCAUUGACUCCCAAUAUAAAAUUCCGAAAAUAAAAUGGCAUCAAACGGAGUCCAUUGUCGCGUUGGCUAUACAUGCACCAGAUGUUAAUGACUAUUGCCUAAGCAUAACUUCUCGAAUGUUGAAAGUAUGCUUUGUGCAACAGCAGGAAAAGUACGCCACAAUAUUGAAUCUAUUCGGAUGCAUUGAGCCGAAGUACACCAUACACUGCAUUCGAGGCUUAUACAUUACUGUUCGUCUGGUUAAAACGUUGAACAAACUUCUUUGGCCAAGGCUGGUUCAACAAAGAGAAAAGGAUCAUUUCAUUGCAUACAAUUUUGAGGCCGACAAGUGUCAGGACACACAAUUCGUUUCGGAAAAGACAUCAGCAGCCAUGAGUCAGCUGAAUGAAUCAUAUUAUUCCUCUAGUGAUGAGGAUCGAGAGGAGGAUGCCGGAUCUGAUGCCGAAUUAUUGUAAGACUUUUUGUCAUAAAUUUGCUUAAGAUCAUUUUGAAAAAAAUUCUGAAUUUAAAUUUGCGACGUUUGUACGCUGAAUAUACUGUAAUCCAAUAGUACCCGUUGAGUAAUUUGAUUUAUGACGAUCUCUUCGUCAGUCUAAUUAAUUUUUACAAAACUUUAAUCCAAUUACAUUCAGAACUAUAUACAUAUGUAAACGGACAGACAUUUCUAUAAAAUUUUUGUA
This is a messenger RNA of Bradysia coprophila, 5436 nucleotides long. RefSeq names its product putative ATP-dependent RNA helicase TDRD12. Gene Ontology annotation, molecular function: ATP binding; nucleic acid binding. The record is from RefSeq and is a predicted model, not a curated record. Lineage: Eukaryota; Metazoa; Arthropoda; Insecta; Diptera; Sciaridae. Gene Ontology annotation, biological process: germ-line stem cell division.